Molecule: messenger RNA, 684 nt
Organism: Panthera uncia (snow leopard)
Lineage: Eukaryota; Metazoa; Chordata; Mammalia; Carnivora; Felidae
Source: the annotation of a RefSeq genome assembly
AUGGCAUAUCCUUUCCAACUAGGUUUCCAAGAUGCUACAUCCCCUAUCAUAGAAGAGCUUCUACACUUUCACGAUCACACACUGAUAAUUGUAUUCCUAAUUAGCUCCCUAGUCCUUUACAUCAUCUCACUAAUACUGACAACCAAACUCACGCACACAAGUACAAUAGAUGCCCAGGAAGUAGAAACCAUCUGAACUAUUUUACCAGCCAUCAUCUUAAUUCUCAUUGCCCUGCCCUCCUUACGAAUUCUCUACAUAAUAGACGAGAUUAAUAACCCCUCUCUCACUGUAAAGACCAUGGGACAUCAAUGAUACUGAAGCUAUGAAUAUACUGACUAUGAGGACCUGAACUUUGACUCCUAUAUAAUCCCUACUCAAGAACUAAAGCCCGGAGAACUCCGAUUAUUAGAAGUUGAUAACCGAGUAGUGUUACCAAUAGAAAUGACUAUUCGCAUGUUAAUCUCAUCAGAAGACGUACUACACUCAUGAGCCGUCCCAUCCCUGGGCCUAAAAACUGACGCCAUUCCAGGCCGACUAAACCAAACAACCCUAAUAGGUACACGACCUGGGUUAUACUAUGGUCAAUGCUCAGAGAUCUGUGGCUCAAACCACAGUUUUAUACCCAUUGUUCUUGAACUAGUCCCACUAUCAUACUUUGAAGAAUGAUCUACGUCUAUACUGUAA